This is a messenger RNA of Penicillium pulvis, 1680 nucleotides long. RefSeq lists its product as uncharacterized. Gene Ontology annotation, biological process: cellular response to iron ion starvation; reductive iron assimilation. The record is from RefSeq and is a predicted model, not a curated record. Gene Ontology annotation, cellular component: high-affinity iron permease complex. Gene Ontology annotation, molecular function: copper ion binding; ferroxidase activity. The transcript has a single exon. Bases 1 to 1680 code for a protein of 559 amino acids. NCBI's taxonomy places the organism in Eukaryota, Fungi, Ascomycota, Eurotiomycetes, Eurotiales, Aspergillaceae.
AUGGCCUUUACCAAGAGACUCCUGGGCGUCGCUGCUGCAGCGCUCUGCUUUCAGCUCAGCCAGGCCAAAACCGUCACGUAUGAUUUUAAUCUUACUUGGGUGACGGCCAAUCCGGACGGUCUGUAUGAUCGCAAGGUGCUUGGUGUCAAUGGUCAAUGGCCAUUGCCUGUCAUUGAAGUUGAAAAGGGCGACCAGCUUGUGGUCAACAUGCACAAUAGCCUAGGUGACAAAAACUCAUCUAUCCACUUCCAUGGAAUGUACCAAAAUGGCACGAACAACAUGGACGGGCCUUCUAUGGUUACUCAGUGCCCUGUUCUGCCUGGCUCAUCCUUUACAUACAACUUUACGGUGAAUCAGGUCGGCACGUACUGGUAUCAUUGCCACACCGACUGGUGCUACCCCGAUGGCGAGCGCCAGGCGCUCAUUGUUCAUGACAAGGAUGCUUAUUUCAAUGAUGAAAUUGAUGGUGAAAUGGUGGUGACCAUGACUGACUGGUACCACAAUAUGACAGAAGAACUUUCUCAUUCAUUCCUGUCACCGACGAACCCUGAUGGUGAUGAGCCUGUUCCAAAAUCAUUCCUGUUUAAUGACACGCUCAAUACCAGCAUACCUGUUGAGCCUAGCAAGACGUAUAUGAUUCGUCUUAUCAACAUUGGUGCCUUUGUGAGCCAAUAUUUCUAUAUUGAGGGCCACUCUUUCCGCAUUGUGGAAAUUGAUGGUGUAUAUACCGAGCCUACCGAGGCGGAUCUGCUUUAUAUCGCCGUAGCCCAGCGGUAUUCCAUUCUGGUCACCACCAAGAGCACCACGGACAAGAACUUCCCCAUUGUCACAGUUGCCGAUGCACAAUUGCUUGACUCUAUCCCCGACACUCUCAAAUUGAACCAGACCAACUGGCUACAGUAUAAUGCCAAAGCUCCACACCCUCAAGCCGUGCUGAAUGUCAGCUCUUCAGCCGACCUUUAUCCAUUUGAUGAUACGAAGCUCUACGCAUACGACCAGAUGGAGCUGCUCCCCGAGCCCGAUAUCAGUAUUACCGUCAAUGUAGUGAUGCAGGAAGCCAGCAACGGUGAAGGCUACGCCUACUUCAACAACAUAUCCUACACGAAGCCCAAGGUUCCCACCCUGUUCUCGGUCUUGUCCUCGGGUGAUCUUGCCACAAACCCUGAAGUCUAUGGAACAGACACCCACCCUUAUGUCCUGGGUCACAAUCAGGUGGUUGAGGUCGUUGUCAACAACAACGACACCGGCGCGCAUCCCUUCCACUUGCACGGCCACAACUUCCAGCUCCUUGACCGCUACCCAGCCUACGGCAAAGACUUCUUCGAUUACGCAGACACCGACUACCGUGUGACCUAUGACCCAUCAAACCACACUGCCUUCCCCAAGGUCCCUGCACGCAGAGAUACCUUCGUGGUCCCACCGCAGGGCUAUUUCGUCGUUCGUUUUGUGGCAGAUAAUCCGGGUGUGUGGUUCUUCCACUGCCAUAUUGAUUGGCACUUGAUGCAGGGAUUGGCUAUGGCUUUCAUAGAAGCUCCUUUGCAGAUCCAGGAGCGGAUCUCUAUUCCACAACAGCAGUAUGAUGUUUGCAAGGCUGCUGGUAUUCCCACUCAGGGUAAUGCAGCUGGCAAUACGGAGGAUUACCUAAAUUUGACUGGUCAAAAUAUGCAGGUUCCUAUUUAG